CUGCCGGGGACUUAUAAAGGAAGCUUAAUGCGGACAGUUUUAUUUCAUAGUAGAGCGUCGUCAAAAUGACACCAAUUGUGCUUCUUCUCUCCGUAGCGCUCGUCUUCUCCGAAGCAGAGGAACAUACUGUUAAUGAACUCUUUUCUCUGAUCGGGACUGCCUCUCAGAAAACACACGCCGCUGGAAUAAGCGACCCGUCAGAACCACCACUCAAUCACAGCACAGCCGGAGGAAAGGGGCCGUCUCUGCCGGUGAACGAGUUGCUGGAGCAGAGUAUCAAACCAGGAGACUCUAAGUAUGUCUUACAGCCCCUGCCAGCCGGGAUAUGGCCCAAACACGGUGACCUAGCUCCCCUACCCCGGCCAGGCAACCACAACAAGAGCAAGAAGAUGACCAAAAGUGACAGGCUUCCUAUUGAACACAACAGUGAGAAGGAUCGGGGAGAGGGGCGCACCCAAGCCCCGGAACUGUUCCCCAAAACGCCCCUGGUUGCCGCUGCUAAUCGCACGCAGAAGAUUGUGCCAGACCCCCUUCCCAACAGCCCCACCCUCAAUGACCCAGAUGUCCGCCAUAACUCCAGGUCCCGGAGUCCUCUCCAGCCUGCCUCCCCUCGCAGGGACCCACCGAACCGGAGACUGGAUCCCGAAGAGAACCGGCCUGGAAAAUCCAGCCUGUACCAGUUGGGUGGAAGGAACAACAGCAGACCCUCUGUUCUGUUCAACCGCAGGUCAUCCAGCCUGCUGUACCACUUCGAUGUCCUUAAGAAAGAGUCCGACUUCUCCCAGGAAGCCGUGUGCCUGAGCGAGUGCAGGAAAGAGAAGGAGGAGAAGGAACAUUACUGCUACAGCGAAUUCGCCGUCAAUGGGAUAGUGCACGACAUCGAGGUGAUCCGGCGAGGAAUCCGACUCAUCGUACUGCUGGUCAACAGUGAUGGCUUCUACAAAAUGAGUCGCCUCUAUGUCACCCCUGACAGCUACUUCUUCAAAGUGCGGAUCUUGGUGCUGGACACAUACAAGUGUGCCAAGCCCUGUCCGGACCUGAAGCUCGGCAGCAGAUACAUUGUAAUGGGUCAGAUUUACCACCGGAGGCGUCACAUAACCAACGACCUGCUGGCCCUUCUUGGAGGGAAGCUGAAGCCAGGCGACGGCGUCAUUCGCAGCAACAGCUACGUCAAAAGGUUCAAUAAGAGGAGGCAUCAGAAGGCACAGGAAGCUUCGCGCUUAAGGUGCCGGUGAGCCGGCGUGGCAAGUCUGCCCCCUGCUGCACAGGCAGAGACACUGCAGCUGCUGCCAGAACUAUCCAAUAACCACCCAACAUACUCAGAAGACGAGAAGGCGAAGGACACUUCGCCCUGGCCCAUUUGCAUCCAUAACAUAAGUCAGAUUAUAAUUUAGAAAUGCUAUUUAUCAGUGUUAACUUAGUCUCCUGUAUUUGACAGACUACAAAUGAACAGCCCUGGUUUUUUUUACAGCAUGUUUGUUUAGAUGAUGAGCUUAAUAUGCGGCACUGAAGCUGCAGGAGAACGUCAGUGCUUUUCCUUUGUAAUCUUCCAGCUUGGCAUUCAGCAUGACCAAAGCCGAAUUUGGUGUGGGUUGGUGUCUCCCCGUUCCCCUAAAUUCUCAGCCUCAUCCACCCUGGGAAACAUUCCAGAUCAGUGGAAUGAAUCCUGGUUUGGCACCAACACUGCCAUAGACCUUUCCUGAUAUUUGAGAGGAUAAAGUUUUAUUAGUUAUGUUGAUUCUGCUAGCAAGGUUAGGGAUCAAGGGAAACCCGCGAUGCUUAAGCGCAUUCAGCCAGUGCGACAGAAACGGCAUGAAUUAUAAGCCAGCCUUCUCAGAGCGACAUUAUAGCCGGCAGUGGAGUCCUCUGUAGGAGAUGGGUUCCCCUGUCAUCACAGUGCUUUCGGCAGCAAAAUAUGCGCUGUCCAAUUACAUCGCUUCCUUAAGGGAACCACAGUACAACAGAGUGUCUGUUUGGAUGGAAACUCACAGGGAACCCAGGGAGUCUCUGACUCAUAGAGCAGCCAGCAGAACAGAAAGCGCUUCUAUGCUCGACUAUACACACUGUUGCUUCUGCGCUCGCUCACUUUCUUGCCCCUUAUCAGAAUUCAGGAAAUGCACUGUUACGGUAAAAGAAAGCGUGAAUAUGGGUGUAUGGGGGGGGGAGACGGAAAAACACAACUCCCGAGAGAAAGUGAUGCUUGUAAGGACCAAAAGGUUUCAGUUACGUGCUCGUACCUUUCCUGAUAUUAAUUACCUGUGCAAGAUGAAAAGCUUACCCACAAAGUUGACUUAAGAGGCAGCACCCACCUGCAUUUGAUCGUGUUUGUGUGGUUAAAUCUAAUUGGUAGAACGGGAUCCCCGUUACACCUGGCCACUCAGGCUGUUUAGGGUCCAAAGGGAAUUCGAGGGUGGAGUUCCAUCAGGUCAGAGACCUGGAAGUCUGCCCUGCCAGUGUGGCCAUGGUGGAUGGAGGUGGGAAAGCACAGUGUAAGGGGGUGAUGCAAACCAGAGGGAAAUUCUGUUUUUCCUCAUCUAGGGAAAGGCCUUUAAUCAAGGGGCACUCCAAGCUGGAAACAGCCAGCUGGGCAGCCCCCGUACCUGGGUCACAGAGGCAUGGAAUGGCACUGAAAGGCUUGGCACUUCUCAUAUCCGGGAACGACGUAAUAAAACUUGCCUUUUCUAAAUUAAAA
Messenger RNA from Brienomyrus brachyistius, 2692 nucleotides. RefSeq names its product UPF0450 protein C17orf58 homolog. The coding region runs from base 66 to 1235 and encodes 389 amino acids. The record is from RefSeq and is a predicted model, not a curated record. Gene Ontology annotation, molecular function: protein binding. The transcript has 5 exons. NCBI's taxonomy places the organism in Eukaryota, Metazoa, Chordata, Actinopteri, Osteoglossiformes, Mormyridae.